AGACGUCACCCACCAGGUCCACUACCAUUGCCGUUAAUUGGUAAUCUACAUUCACUUGGCAACAAACCACACUUGGCACUCUACAAGAUGUAUCAAAAGUAUGGCAAUGUAUUCAGACUGAGAAUGGGCGCUGUCGAAACCGUCGUCCUCACUGAACCCGCCACACUCCACGAGGCCUUUGUUGACAACCCCACAAUGUUUGUCGAUCGAUACCAAAGGGAGAGUAGGAUGCUCUGGAACUCUGGUGAGGCAUUCGACCCGAUCAAUCUUGUAAAGAUCUGUUCGUUGAAUAUCAUCUUCCGCUUCCUGUUCAGCCAUCACUUCUCUUACGACCUCAAUGGCGAAGCCGGUGAGAUCGUCCACCUGAUCAAUCACUGCUUCCAUCUGGCCGGCGCCAAGAUACCCGACGACUUCAUCCCCCUGAUGAAGCGAUUCCGAAGAUCCCGGUCCGAUCUGAUGAACGACUACAUCGACACCAACAUCAAGGUGUGCAAGUACAUCGAGUCCAUCAUCACCAUCCGUCUCAAGACAUUCAACCCCGAUGAAGAGCCCAAGGACAUCCUCGACCACUACCUUCAAGAGUACUUCAAUGGCACCAUCCCACUCGAUGGCAUUGUCUACUCCUUUGCCGAUCUGGUCGCCGCCGGCACAGACAGUUCAGCCAACACUGUAUCAGCAUUGAUCAAGGCAAUGGCCAACAGACCAAAGUAUCAAGAGUUAAUGUAUUGUGAACUUUCCACCAUCACAGGUGAGCCAACCAUCGCUCACAAGAACAGUACCCAAUUGACCAACGCCAUCAUCAAGGAGACCAUCCGAAGAUACCCAACUGCCCCACUCGGCGUACCUCAUGCCGCCACCGAGGACUGUGAGUUCAGAGGUUAUCACAUUAAGAAAGGAACUCAGAUAUUCUUGAACAUCUACAGUACUUUCAUGUCGCCAAACGUUUGGCAAGACCCAGAGGAGUUCGAUCCCAAUCGAUUCAUGGGAGAGGACAAUCCAAACAACAAGAUUGUAAGAUAUAUAUUCGGUGUUGGUCCUCGUAAUUGUCUGGGAGCAGCAUUGGCCGAGCAAGAGUUGUUCCUGUUGACAUCGAUACUCUUUAAGAAGUUCAAGUUUGUUAGAACUACUGAGGAGAUGAUGAAUGAGGACAUGUUGUUUGGACUGGCAUUUGUUCCUACACCCUUCCAAGUGAAGGUCGAGAAGAGAUAG
Messenger RNA from Acytostelium subglobosum LB1, 1209 nucleotides. RefSeq lists its product as hypothetical. The transcript has 3 exons. Gene Ontology annotation, molecular function: oxidoreductase activity, acting on paired donors, with incorporation or reduction of molecular oxygen; monooxygenase activity; iron ion binding. Lineage: Eukaryota; Evosea; Eumycetozoa; Acytosteliales; Acytosteliaceae. The record is from RefSeq and is a predicted model, not a curated record. The annotation marks the transcript as partial.